AUGUCUACAAUUUAGGAUAACAUAGAUUAUGAAUAAUAAUUAAUUGUUAUUAUUAAUCAACAUAUCAUGGCUUUAUAAUUAUUUUCAUCUCAUUUUUCUUAUAUCUUAUUAAUUUGCAAUCACUUACAAAAGUAAAACAACAUUCACUUAUAAUUUCAAAUGCUACUGUUAUUUCUUAAUCAAAAUAUUGAGAUUCCUUUGAUUUCAAAUUUUGCAAAUUAUACAUUGUUUUCCCAAGAAACAUUUUUUAUUAUCCUUUAUAAUUUAGAAUUAAGGCAGAGAAGUUGGCUGAUGAUUAUUUAUCAUAGUUCUAAUGUUAUUACUUAUUAAAUUAACGGAAUAAAUUACUGCCGCCAAACUUAUAAAUUAACUAAAGGUUAUCUAAAUCUGAAACAAGUUAAUUAAUUUAAUUGUUAGUUCCAGACCCAGCUUAUCUGCAAAGUUCUUUUCAUAAUUGUAUUUCUUAUUAAAUUAGAUAUGAUCCUUUUAUUAUUGAUUCUAAUCAUGGACUCAAUUCCCAUAUACCCAGGAAGUAUGUAAAUUUAUACUUAUGAAUUAACUUAAUAUUUUUUCAUAAAGAGAGUUUUCCAAAUUAUUGAUUUCUAUAUCAACGGAGUAUGA
Paramecium tetraurelia is the source of this 621-nucleotide messenger RNA. RefSeq lists its product as uncharacterized. The transcript has a single exon. The record is from RefSeq and is a predicted model, not a curated record. Lineage: Eukaryota; Ciliophora; Oligohymenophorea; Peniculida; Parameciidae.